UAAAUUCUCUGUUCAUGAUUCAGUACUUUUUGUUUGCACAGAAAAUGUUCUGACUAAUUUAUCUUGGAAGUGAAUUUUUAAGAUUUGUGUUCGCUCUUAUCUUACUAGUCUCACAAGAGGUGUUCAAAGUACUGCAGAGCUCAAAAUAAAUCUAAUUAAUAUCCUAAAACAUUAUGAGUUAUGUUAGCAGUGACUCAUCUGUGAGAAGCAGUCAGGGGGACAACAGGGAACAUGGAAGCAGCCUCAUCGCACACAAACAGGCCUGUGACAUGCAUUUUCCAGCAGAAGCAUCUUUCCAUCACAAAGUUCUUCAUGAGCAGCGUACAGCAAGAACGAGCAGAGCUUUGAGACAUGGGAGCCUUUACCCCAGACGCCCACCCACAUCAGCAGUGACUCCUCUACGUAGUCAGGUGUUAAAUGAAGCAUACAACAGAUGACAGCCCUCUACGAGCGUUCAUGUUAACUCCUCUGUUCUGCUGCUGGAAUCAGAGCGACGGUCUGAGGAAUUCUCUGCAGAGGGAACAGCUUUCACGCUCCUUCAUGAAGGCUCACUUCAGGCUCCUCCGCUGCUGCGUUGCUCUGAGGAUUUGGCUCGCUGAAGUUGAGCUGAACUGCAGAGCAGCACAUCAAAGCCCCACCCUCUGUGAGUCUGCCAGAUGUCCCGUGGUCAUUUUUAAACUCACACCCCGGCGCAUGACAUGGAGCGCCCUGUUUCCCCUGAGCUGGGGUGACCAGAGACAGAGAGAGGUGAAGGAGUGAAGGCAGGAGGCCUGUCAAAGCAGGUCCAGACCAGACCUGGACCCACAGUGCACAGCCUCACAAGCAGGUGAUACAACAAAUCACAUGGACACAACAGCUAUUCUAGAAGAUAUAAAGCCACAUAAUGUUCACUUGAGUGCGGUUUUGUUAACAAGAGUACGAAAUAUAGGGUGAAGUCAGGUAAUUUGGGACGCUUUUGGUAGAUUACCAAGAAAACCAUCUAAAAUUCUGAAGUGUUACUAUUAGAACUUGUUAUGGAUCUCUGAUAUGUUUCUAUAAAGAAAAUAUGUUGCUGAGUAAAAUACUAGAAACUUUGAACCCUCAAACACAUCAAGAACCUCGACCUCACUCCAAUGACGUGUUCAAGUAACAAGUCACAAAAUUGGCCGACUGAAAAUUGUAGGCUAAUUAGGCCUGUAAAUUCCUUACAGUCCUAAUUAUCCUACAAUUUGCAAUCUUUUUCUAAUGAAUAGUUAGGUUACAUUAAUGAUUUGAUGAAUUGAUGACUGAACUGAUUAAUAGAUUUAACCAUUUAAAAAACAAAUAUGAAAUACAAUUGUUCCAAAACCUGUAAUAUGACAAGGUGGCACACAAUAGCAUAGUAACUCUAACUCUUAACUCAUAGCAAUUUAUGGCACCUGGUAGCCUAGAAACAUGCUGGUUUCACUUCAGUCCCAUUUCGGCUUAAUUUUUUGGUCCCAGUUUACCUAAUGCAUUGAGGUAAAAUGGGACAGUCACUCAAAACCCUUUCCCAUAAAAAGUAAAGUGUAUUGUGAUAAUAUUUUGAUUAUAAGUAAGUGAACACUUAAUAAAAUGCAACAUCCUACAACCAUUUUGGUGUUAUACUCUUAUUGUUUUAGCUGCAGUACCCGUAUUACCAAAAAGAGAAAAUCAACAUGCCACAUGGCCUAACUUUUAAGUUCUGGGACCAGUGAUUUUUUUUAAUCUUUGCUCCGCCCAUCCUAGUUAUCUCAGACCAAUCAAAAUGAUGGUUUCAUGUAAAGGACAUUUGUUGCAACAAUGCAAUAACAUGACAGGAAGAGAUUUGGUGAUUGGCUGCUAAUAUUCAAAGAGCCCAAGAUGCAAAACCUUAUUUGUCCCAUUUUACCUGAUGUCCCAAAUUACCUGACUUCACCUGAUACUGUGCUUCCUAAUGAGAUGCCUUCCACCCAGUGCAUGCUGUGACAGGCUCAGCUUCCCAUGACUAGCCCGAAACAAGUCCUAAUGUUCACAAGAGACACAGCCACACAGAUUGAAUGCAGUGAAACAAUUACUGUACCGCUUACAGGUUAACUCCAGCAGUCUCUUGUCUCUUUGUUGCAUGCUGACGUCAUCACGUGUUGGAGUGUCCCACUGAGACAUAAAGCAGGAGGUUAGACGUGUGGUCUUCUCUGUACCGCCACCUUAACAAGCCCCCGGGCUGCACUCCGAGGGGAGCUGCACAUCAAAUCUGUCUUUCCUUACCUCAGCUAGAGGUAUGAUGAGUGAUCUCCCAGAGCAGGGAUCCCCCUCUCCUCCCCCACACAGCGACUCCCCUCCCAUCUCUCUCUGCCACGGCGGCCAGCCCAUGCGUUGCAGUCAUCAGCCUCCGGGUCUGCACAUGCAGAGCAGGCCUGACACUCAGCUGGAGCUGUGAGUUAUUGUCUCGGCUGGAAAAUGAAUGCAUCCUGCGUGGCUUCUAAACGGCUUGAUGGAAAUAUAAGCUCAGCUAUUCUCGCAGUGAACGGCAGAGGGCAACGCCAACAAUCUGCUCUCUGUUUCCCCAAACUGGGCUACAGGUCAUCGCCUUGAUGCUUCACAAAGGACAUCAAAAACAACACGCAGCCAGGCCUUUGGACUGAAGGUCUGGUGUCACUGGAGCGCCUCUCCGCGGGAGAACAGUCCGAGACGUGCAUCAUGCUGGACGGCAUAAAAAUUGAAGAUCAUCCCCUGCGAUCGGGACAAGCCACGCUCGGAAUCAUGCUCGGGACUGAAUGUCAUCAUCCAUCCGUGUGUGAAGGAUGCCAGCGUCCCAUCUCCGACCGCUUCUUGAUGAGAGUCAACGAUUCCUCAUGGCAUGAGGAGUGUUUGCAGUGCACCGUGUGUCAACAGCCUCUCACCACCAGCUGUUACUUCAGAGAAAGGAAACUUUACUGCAAACACGACUACCAACAGUUGUUUGCGACCAAGUGCAGCGGCUGCAUGGAGAAGAUCGCCCCCACGGAGUUCGUGAUGCGCGCUCUGGAGUGCGUCUACCACCUGAACUGCUUCUGCUGCUGCGUGUGCGACCGCCAGCUGAGGAAAGGCGACGAGUUUGUCCUGAAGGAGGGUCAGCUGCUGUGCAAGAUCGACUACGAGAGGGAGAAGGACUUACUCAGCUCGGUCAGCCCGGAUGACUCAGACUCAGAGAAAAGUGACGAUGAGGAGUUGGACAUCAAGCCGGAGAAAGGUAUAGGAGGCCAGGGGAAGGGGGAUGAUGGGAAGGAUCCCAGGAGGCCCAAAAGACCACGAACCAUCCUGACCACCCAACAGAGACGGGCCUUCAAGGCCUCCUUUGAGGUGUCCUCAAAACCCUGCAGAAAGGUGAGGGAGACGCUGGCCGCAGAGACAGGACUCAGUGUUCGGGUGGUCCAGGUGUGGUUCCAGAACCAGAGAGCUAAGAUGAAGAAGUUGGCAAGAAGACAGCAGCAACAACAAGAACAACAGAAUUCUCAGAGACUUGGCCAAGAAGUAAUGUCCAAUCGGAUGGAGGGGAUGAUGAACUCCUUCACACCGCUGGCUCCGCCGCAGCAGCAGCUGGUCGCCAUGGAUCAGAACGGUUAUAGCACAGACCCGUUCCAACAGGGGCUCACCCCCCCACAGAUGCCCGGGGACCACAUGAACCCAUAUGGUAAUGAUUCUGCAUUCCAUGACAUCGACAGCGACACGUCUUUAACCAGCCUCAGUGACUGCUUCAUGGCGUCAUCAGAAGUCAACUCCAUGCAGGCCCGUGUGGGGAACCCCAUCGACCGCCUCUACUCCAUGCAGAACUCUUAUUUUGCGUCAUGAAAGAGAAGAGCCAAGAACGUCAGCACAGAAUAAACUGCCCAUCUCAAACCUAAAGCGCAGCGGCCAGGAGUUUCUACACUAACACGGACACGGCAGAAGAAACACCUCCUUGCAGUAGCUCCUGGCCUUGUGCAGAAGCUUACUCAAAGAUAGUAAAAACCACUUGUAGGACAGUGAAGAUUCCUGGGGAAGACUUGUUAAUUGUUAGAGAUUAUUCAGUAGGAUCGCUUAUCUGUCACAGGAGAUAUUACUCUUUACUUUGUUCACUUAAAGAAAACAAGUAGAUAUUGAAGCCACUGAUUAAACACUCUCAAACCAAAUAACACAGUGAAUUUAUACAGUGCAUGAUCAAUUGUAAACUAAAACUUUUUGUAAGCCCCCCCACCCCCUCAUUCCUCCCUCCCCUCGGUUAAGAUGUGGUGUUUGGACUGUUUCUUCUUUACACUACAUGGAUUUCCAUGUUCACCGUUAGCAUUUUGAUCACUUUCAAUAGGUUUAGAUAUUGUGUUAAUAGUAAAUAGGUGCAGCAUGUCUGCAAGAGUGACUGUACAUUUGUGUAUGUAUGAGAGUUGGCGGUGAGAAAGAAUCGUUUAGAGGUUAGAAAAAAGGCGGAGAAUUUGGUGGUCGAGUAGGAUCAGUGAAGUGUAAAUACUUUCCCCAGGCAAAUUGGAUGUGCAUGUUAAAAAUGGAAAGCAUUCUAUUUAUUUAACUAUAACAGGCUCUUGAAGGUACAUAUUAAAACUGAAAAGCUUUAUUUAAAAAGGAGAGCAUUUUUGUUUUUGUUGAGCAAUUAGUGAGUUCAUGAGUGUCACCACUCAUCUGUAUGCCUUUUUAAUAUGAAGAUUAACCCUUUUGUUUUUGUUUUUUCUUCAGCCAAGCUGUAAAUGAGCAAUGUGCUAUUUAUUUCGUACAGACCAUAAACCUUUUGUUGUCAUUGUCAUAUGUGCAUUCUCAAAAUGUUAAAGUUGCUAAUUGACCAAAGUUGACUGGUUUGAUGAAUAAACAAUGUCUUUCUCCUGAUAACAUUAAAUAAA
Thunnus maccoyii (southern bluefin tuna) is the source of this 4820-nucleotide messenger RNA. RefSeq names its product LIM homeobox transcription factor 1, beta b (gene lmx1bb). The record is from RefSeq and is a predicted model, not a curated record. Gene Ontology annotation, cellular component: nucleus. Bases 2656 to 3786 code for a protein of 376 amino acids. The transcript has 14 exons. Gene Ontology annotation, molecular function: RNA polymerase II transcription regulatory region sequence-specific DNA binding; DNA-binding transcription factor activity, RNA polymerase II-specific. Gene Ontology annotation, biological process: regulation of transcription by RNA polymerase II; neuron differentiation. Lineage: Eukaryota; Metazoa; Chordata; Actinopteri; Scombriformes; Scombridae.